Molecule: messenger RNA, 11695 nt
Organism: Coregonus sp. 'balchen'
Lineage: Eukaryota; Metazoa; Chordata; Actinopteri; Salmoniformes; Salmonidae
Source: the annotation of a GenBank genome assembly
GCUGCUUACCCAGGGCUGGGCAGGGCAGGAGGAGAGGAGACGAGAGAUAAUGGAUGAGUGUUGGGUUGCUGAGGAAGUUGCCAUGAUGGGACAGAAUGGAAGACCCAGUCUGCUCAGCAGGGAGGUUGUUGCCUGCAUGUCUUCUACCUCUCUACCCCUUCUGCGCCUUACCGAGAAACCCUCUCUGCGUUUACAUCAAAAAAGCGAGCGAGCGAGAGAGAGCGCGAGGAAAGGGAGUCCCCGAGCCGAAGCGAGGAGCGCGGGCCGAGAGCGGAGAGAAGACAGCGAGGCCAGCGAGGAACGCGCGACCCGCGCCGACCGAGCGGAAGCGCCGACCGAGCGGCAGGAACCGAGGGCAGCGCGCGCGACGAGCGAGCCGGGGGAGCGGGCGGAAGGGAAGCGAGAGCGCGCGCGCAGUGGGGACCGCGCGAGCGGAAUGAACGCGUCGAGCGACAGGGCCGAGCGCGAGGUACGGGCGCGAACAGAGGUAAACCAGGAUGAAGCUCGCUUCUGGAGCAGACCGGGGAAAGCAUUUAGAGAGGAAAGAAAGAAAGGGGCCCCGGAGGACCCGGAGGGGGCCACGAGGAAAGAGCGAGCGUGGGGGACAGAGGGGGAAAGAGAGGAAGGAGAAAGACAAGGGACCUCCCUAGGACCUCUCCUCUCUCUCUCGACUCUCUCUUCUUUUACUCUUACCCUCGCUCUCUAUCUUUUCCUUCCUUUACCCUUCUCUCUCUCUCCCUCCCCCUUUACCUCUCUUCCUCUCUCUCGCUCACUCUCUCUCUCUCCUUUUACCUCUCUUCCCCUCUCUCCUUCUAACUCUCUACCCUUUCUCACUCUCUACCCCCUCACUCUCCUACCUGUCUCUCUCCCUCCCACGUUCAAAUAUGUUCUGCCCAUAUACUAUAUUGAGGGAGUUUUCCACGAUCAUUUUGCUCUCUCUGAUGUUCUCUCUUUUCCAUUGUGGUGUGGCAUCAUAGUCAGUCAGCUGUCCAUUGCGAGUGCUGUGAAGAUUGUCAAUUAGUUUUAUUCCAGUCCCGAGUCAGACACUCUACUCCUUGCCUUCUUCUCAUGUCAUACAGUUUCCCAUGCAGCAGCCAUCUCUCUAAGGCACGUAGCCUCCAAAUGACCUUCAAACAGGAACACAACUACUUGCUGCUGCCUCGCAACACACCACUCUUAAACAACCCUGUUUAAACAAUAUCACACACACACUUCAUGAGAACUGACAAUGCAGCUAACUGUGGUGUAAUUACCAGUUUGCCUCUCGAUAACGGGGGCUUUUGUGCUGCUUCACCAGGGGAAGACGUUCUCCUCUUUAAGUGGGUUUGACUUGAGGACGUGGGUUCUACAAUUACACUCAACACUUGUAUUUACAUUUGACUUUUUAGUCAUUUAGCAGACGCUCUUAUCCAGAGCGACUUACAGUUAGUGAGUGCAUACAUUUUUCAUACUGCGCCAUGACCUUCCUUCCGUCCUAGGUUCCUGUUGUCAUGCACCUGCAGUCACCUUCCACUCAUCCCUCUCUCCCUCUGUUCCUCCCUCUCUGGGCAGUGCCAUGCGUGUGUUGCUGUCCAAGCUGCCGCGGCCCUGGAUCGUAGAUGAGAAGAAAGAUGACGGUUACACCGCCCUGCACCUAGCGGCGCUCAAUAACCACGUAGAGGUGGCCGAGCUGCUGGUGCACCAGGUAGAACCCACUCACAUUAAGCUAACCACUGACACCACUGGUUUCAUACAGAUGGUCCGUAGCAGCCCUAGUGUCUCCAUCUUGGCUCGCACACACACAGUAAGUGCUGGCCUUAUUCUUAAUAGUCAAUGCUGUAUAGGUUUGUGCCAGUAUAGGAGAGCAAUAACUGCUUUUAUUUUUUAUUGAAUCCAUAUUGUCCUUUGGGUCCCUAGUGGCUCACAAGCACUGUUAGCCUAUAACCUGCUUCGUCAUAGGAUCAUGCUCAGUCUAUUUCCCAUCUAAGAUGACAGUAUUGGUGCAGACCUCUCUAUCUAACAGGGCCAUAAUGUAGUAAGUAGCAUCCCACCAAGCAGAGCAGGAACUGGGCUAAUGAGGCUGCUGUAUGGCAACAGUGUGAGAGAAGAGAUGUUAUUGUAACAUUCUAGAAACGUUGUGAGAAUACAGGAGGAGGUGCACUGCAGAAUGUGUGUUAUAGACUACUGCAGAGUUCAUACAGGAAUAUUUGAAUGCCAACGCAGUCUCUCUUCUCUCUGUUUUCCCUCGCUUUCCCACUCUCAGGGCAGUGCCAGCCUGGACAUCCAGAACGUCAACCAGCAGACAGCCCUGCACCUGGCCGUGGAGAGACAGCACACACAGAUAGUCAGGGUCAGUCUCCUCUCCUCACUCCCUCUCUCCUUCCGCUAACUGAAGAUGCUAUCUGCAGUUAUCUCCCCAUCUGUCUCUCACUCCUGACAGUGCACUAAAGGCUGUUGAGAAGAUGAAGACAGCAACCAUGUAUGAUUUAAAAUGGAGGAUCUCCUGCAGUAGAAUUAACCCGCUAGGGCCAAACUGACGUAGUGCCAAGGAAAGGAGAAUGCUUUCUGGAAGAGAAACAUGAGAGAAGUAAUGGGUGUCCUAUCAGGGAAAGGUUGUUACGCUGCCGCCAUCUUGUGGAGUGGUGGAGAAGUGCAGCUUCAGAGUGGUGCAGGAACACAGUCAAUAUACAUUUACAUUUUAGUCAUUUAGCAGACGCUCUUAUCCAGAGCGACUUAGUUAGUGAGUGCAUACAUUUUCAUACUGGCCCCCUGUGGGAAAUGAACCCACAACGAACCCACAAACCUGGCGUUGCAAGCGCCAUGCUCUACCAACUGAGCUACAGGGGACUACAAUAUGCAGGACCUCUAGCUGUGAUGCCAUGCUAGACUCAUUUGGAUGGUGAUCGUUUAAAAAAUUAAAAAUAGUACUGGACUGUUCUGCAAAUAAAUUCUCAUUUUAAAUGAUCUCUAUGUUAAUUUGGAAUGCUCUGUGUCUGUCUGUCCCCAGCUGCUGGUGCGAGCAGAGGCAAAGCUGGACGUGCAGGACAAGGACGGGGACACUCCUCUCCACGAGGCGCUGCGUCACCACACGCUGUCCCAGCUCCGCCAGCUGCAGGACAUGCAAGACGUCAGCAAGGUGGAGCCCUGGGAACCCUCCAAAAACACGGUAGAGAAUACACCUUACAUAUACCUCUAAAACCAUCCUAAAUCAACUAAUAUACCUCUAGAACCCUCCACAAACACCUAACAUACAUACAUACCGCUAGAACCCUCCACAAACACCUAACAUACAUACAUACCUCUAGAACCCUCCACAAACACCUAACAUACCUACAUACCGCUAGAACCCUCCACAAACACCUAACAUACAUACAUACCUCUAGAACCCUCCACAAACACCUAACAUACCUACAUACCGCUUGAACCCUCCAAAAACACAGUAAGGGAUUAAUCCCCCAGUAAUUUAUCCUGAAAUGUCUGAUACCCCUUCUAAGUGGUGGCUCUUACAUCUGUGCUGAGGGCGGCUAAUUCAAUUGUCAUUUUGUAAAGUGACACUAUGGGAGAGUGAGCCAGCCUCAGCCUGUAUAGCCCUACACUAAGGCUGGUCGAUAUAGCCUAAAACUCAUAUAGAAAUAUUUUCAAAUUUAUGGGUGAUUCACAAUACAGUGAGGGGAAAAAGUAUUUGAUCCCCUGCUGAUUUUGUACGUUUGCCCACUGACAAAGACAUGAUCAGUCUAUAAUUUUAAUGGUAGGUUUAUUUGAACAGUGAGAGACAGAAUAACAACAACAAAAUCCAGAAAAACGCAUGUCAAAAAAAUUAUACAUUGAUUUGCAUUUUAAUGAGGGAAAUACGUAUUUGACCCCUCUGCAAAACAUGACUUAGUACUUGGUGGCAAAACCCCUUUUGUCCCACUCCUCUUUGCAGAUCUUCUCCAAGUCAUUAAGGUUUCGAGGCUGACGUUUGGCAACUUGAACCUUCAGCUCCCUCCACAGAUGUGUUCUUGGGGUCAUAGGCAGCAUUCCUCCUCCUCCAAACACGGCAUCUUUGAUGCCAAAGAGCUCGAUUUUGGUCUCACUUGACCACAACACUUUCACCCAGUUCUCCUCUGAAUCAUUCAUAUGUUCAUUGGCAAACUUCAGACGGGCCUGUAUAUGUGCUUUCUUGAGCAGGGGGACCUUGCGGGCACUGCAGGAUUUCAGUCCUUCACGGCGUAGUGUGUUACCAAUUGUUUUCUUGGUGACUAUGGUCCCAGCUGCCUUGAGAUCAUUGACAAGAUCCUCCCGUGUAGUUCUGGGCUGAUUCCUCACCGUUCUCAUGAUCAUUGCAACUCCACGAGGUGAGAUCUUGCAUGGAGCCCCAGGCCGAGGGAGAUUGACAGUUAUUUUGUGUUUCUUCCAUUUGCGAAUAAUCGCACCAACUGUUGUCACCUUCUCACCAAGCUGCUUGGCGAUGGUCUUGUAGCCCAUUCCAGCCAUGUGUAGGUCUACAAUCUUGUCCCUGACAUCCUUGGAGAGCUCUUUGGUCUUGGCCAUUGUGGAGAGUUUGGAAUCUGAUUGAUUGAUUGCUUCUGUGGACAGGUGUCUUUUAUACAGGUAACAAGUUGAGAUUAGGAGCACUCCCUUUAAGAGUGUGCUCCUAGUCUCAGCUCGUUACCUGUAUAAAAGACACCUGGGAGCCAGAAAUCUUUCUGAUUGAGAGGGGGUCAAAUACUUAUUUCCCUCAUUAAAAUGCAAAUCAAUGUAUAAUUUUUUUGACAUGCUUUUUUCUGGAUUUGUUGUUGUUGUCUCUCACUGUUCAAAUAAACCUACCAUUAAAAUUAUAGACUGAUAAUUUCUUUGUCAGUGGCAAACGUACAAAAUCAGCAGGGGAUCAAAUACUUUUUUCCUUCACUGUGUGUGUAUUAUAUAUUAUAAUAAUAAUAUUAUGCCAUUUAGCAGACGCUUUUAUCCAAAGCGACUUACAGUCAUGCGUGCAUACAUUUUUGUGUAUGGGUGGUCCCGGGGAUUGAACCCACUACCUUGGCGUUACAAGCGCCGUGCUCUACCAGCUGAGCUACAGAGGACCACAGUGUAUAUGUAUAUAUAUAUAUAUAUAUAUAUAUAUAAUCAGUUUUCUCUGAAUAAGCUUUGUUGCACAAUUAAAGGUCAAUUCACCAAAUUUCAAACAGUCAGGAAUAAUCUAAUGAAUUCAGAGCUUGUGAAAUUAUACCUAGAAUAAAUAUAAGCCUUACACAACCAUAAAACCCACUAGUAAUUAAAUUAUUUUAUCAAAAUAGUUUAACCUGCUUUUUUUUGCAACAAUCACUGAUAAGGCUUUCGUCUGUCUAUCAAAAUGCCCUUUUUGUUACACAUUUAAACAGAACCAUGCACAAUGCACAUCCACUAAUAAUGACCAACUUCUGGUAGCAGGCAUUAUAGAGAUGUAACACCGGUCUCAUAAACAAUCUCUCAAGCCAAGCCCACGUGCUAGUGAGUAGCCAGCUUCACUUUAUAUUUCAAGUCUAGCCAACGUGGAUCUAUUUACUUGCUAACAUUAGAACAGUUGAAUGUUGAACUGUUAUGAAUACACCUUCCUGUCUGUCUCCAACUGUUUGAACAACACAGCCUGUUCACUUUGUUUAGAUGUUGAAAUCACGUGGCCUACCUGGAUAAGAUGCUUAUUUCUCAGAAUGAGAACCAGUUGUCAAUUUCUUAUUUAAAUGUGUAUUUUUAUGCUCAUUGCACAUUUAUUAAACAGACUAUACAGCCAGCACAUAAGUCUGUGGCUACCUCAAAGUCGUGCGUGACAACUGAGCAUUAAUUUUCCACAAUCAUGUUCAUUGAUACUCUGGUUUUAGGAGGGUCUGCUCUGUUCUUCAUUUUGGGAGAUGAGACAUGAAAAGGGUAUUGUUAGAAAGGUAAAACAAUGUCUAAGUGUUUCGGUGUCCAUGUGACCGAUUCUGUUGGACCAAACCUCUAAUGCAAAUGGCGAGUUUAAACGGCUUGUUGUCAGGGAGGAAGAAGUUAUCUUUCUUAUUUUGUUGUUAUAAGUGGCAAGGGUAGGGGCUUGGUGUCUGUGUACGAGUGGGAAGGUGCACAAAAUGCGCGAAGGAGACUAGACCAAUAAGACACAGAACGCUCAUAAAAACAGGAAAAAAGUUAAUCUUGAUAAAGGCAUUUGGAACAUCGCACUAAUCUAAUGAAUUCGAUAUAUCGCCCUACCCUACCUCACACACUGCACACGUCCCAAUUACACUGUAUGCUCCGCUGCACUCUGCUCUCCUCUGUCUGGUGGAGCUGGGGGAAGAGGGAGAGACAGGGGGAAGAGGGAGAGACAGGGGGAAGAGGGAGAGACAGGGGGAAGAGGGAGAGACAGGGGGAAGAGGGAGAGACAGGGGGAAGAGGGAGAGAGAGAGAGAAAAGGAGACAGAAAGAGAAAGUGUUACUGACUCCUGUGUGUGUUGGUCCUCCACAGCUGAUCAUGGGCCUGGGCACCCAGGGAGCAGAGAAGAAGAGUGCAGCGUCCAUCGCCUGCUUCCUGGCAGCUAACGGAGCAGACCUGACCAUGCGCAACAAGAAGGGCCAGUCCCCUCUGGACCUCUGCCCCGACCCCAGCCUCUGUAAGGCCCUGGCCAAGUGCCACAAGGAGAAGAGCAGGUAAGAAACCCGGCCCCAGGUCUAGCCCUCAGCCCAGCCCCUAAACCCAUACAAUAGGACAUGGUUUAGACUAUUUUAGAUUAAUCAGCUGUUGAGCUUCAACUUGUUUUCUCCCCAUCUUCCUUUAUUAUGUCCUUUCUUUUCUUUCUCACAAACUCCCUUUUCUCUCCCCAUCCCUCUCUCUCUUCCAGUGGCCAGGUGGGCUCUCGUAGCCCGUCUCUGAACAGCAACAGUGAAACCCUGGAGGAGUGUAUGGUCUGUUCUGACAUGAAGAGAGACACCCUGUUCGGGCCCUGCGGACACAUCGCCACCUGCUCUCUCUGCUCCCCGCGUGUCAAGAAGUGUCUCAUCUGCAAGGACCAGGUCCAGUCCAGAACCAAGGUAUUGUACCAAACCCAGCCUCGUUGGUUUAAAUAUAAACGUUUAUGGACGGUUUCUCAGAAACAGAUUAAAUCUAGUCUUGGACUGAAAACUGAUGACUCUCCAUUGAAAUAACUUAUUAGUACAGGACUAAACUUAAUCUGUGUCCGGUAUUCAGAUCUGCAUGCUUUUCGAUCAAGUCUCCCAUUGAUGUCAAUGAAUGAUUUUAGGCCAACUGUUGUGGUGCCUCUGUAAGUAUCAAGUUGUAUAAGUUACUAAUGAGUUAGUACAUUGAUAGAUGCUUUCCAUUGGUUUUGGGUGUAAAGACAUCCUCCAAUCAGAGGUAGGACUUUCUCUUCUCUUUCCCGUCACUGACAUCACAUGUUUGUCUCCAUUCAGAUCGAGGAGUGUGUCGUGUGUUCUGACAAGAAGGCUGCCGUGCUCUUCGAGCCCUGCGGUCACAUGUGCGCUUGUGAGAGUAAGUACACAAAACCAACUAAGGUUGCUUCCUCAUACGGUAUGCCACCUGGCGCGUGCUCAGUAGGGAGAAAACGUUUUGAAGUGAGAAGGUAGCCUACUACCUUUUUUCUCCGUUGCAAAAUGUUUUGCUACGGUGUGCCCUACCUACGACCCUGCCUCGUUGCAAGAACUGAACGAUUCUCCAGAAUCUUUGAUGCGUUCUAGUGGGGCCAUACUGACCUGUUAUUCUGUCUGUGUGUGUUCCCUCCCUCCGUGCAGACUGUGCCGGCCUCAUGAAGAAGUGCGUACAGUGCCGGGCUGUUGUGGAACGCCGCACACCCUUCGUCCUUUGUUGUGGAGGGAAAGGUAUGGAGGGUGAUGCCGCUGAUGAUGAUGAUGAUGAUGAGGAUGAUGAUGAGGACCUUAGUGAGUGAAUCUUCCACAUGUUCCCUUUUAAUUCCCUUUUUAUCCUCCUUUCUCUCUCGUUGUCAUGACUCCCCACCUCCUCCUUUCCCCCAUGAUGAACUUGUUGUGUUUUUGUUUGUUUGUGUCGGCUUUGGUUUGUUGAUUCACAGCCGUCUUCCUCCUGCAUUAUUUGAAUGUUAAUGUUGUCAUUGUUUUGUGUAUUUCAGUUGAAUGUGUCAUUUUCCCAGACUUGGAAACAAACCACCCUAGUUGAGGUCAUUAAUGCAAAAUGUAUGAUCUUUAACUUAAUCAGACGAGAACUGGCUUACCUAGUGUGAUGGAAUGUGUUUUAAUCAUAACAUGCAAUUCAAUGAAGUCAGUUUUAUAACAUUUCAGCAGCAUGCACUGAUUUGAUUAACAGAAAUUGACCUCCAUAACCGGCUAUUAAUUCUCCCUUACCUGGCAAACUGAUUUUAAUAUCGCCAUCAGUCCAUUGCUCGAUCCAAUUUCUCCAUCCAAUCUGUUAGCUAAGCAGUGAUGGUACAAUGUUGGGUAUUUCAAUGUGUGAAUGUGUAUUUUGGGUUACUUUUACCAUCCCUAGUGUUGUCUUUAAGUUAGUCUUUUAUCACGUUAUUAUCCAUCCUUUAUGACUGCACCUUACACGUACUUCCCUUUAUUUAGUUUCCCUUAUUAUUUUAUGUUGAGUUAAAAGGGAGACUGUUGUAAGUUCACUGAUUUUAUAUUGAUUUGCCAAAGAUUCGCUUGUCGACAGAUCUUUGUGUUUCAGUGUGUUGCCACACAAACGCACGCACACACACACACACAGAUCUCUUCAAAUACAAAGUACAUUAUGUCAAUCACACACAUUCCCCUAUGUCCCUGGACAUUUGGAGAGGGAUUCCAGUGCCAACCUAGACGACUCUCCUAGCCCACUGUUAGCUAGUGUUUAGUGGGGAGCACUAAUAGUUGUCAGGUUACCUGCUGAGUACUGCUGACCCAAACAGCUUUUGUCCUGGUAGCUUUCGUUCUAGUAAUACUACUUAGUGUGAAUGUUUUUAGACUUUGAAGGAAGCGGUUGCAGCCAUCCACCUUACUCUACCUAGAAGAGACUCCUCUCCCCCACCUCCCACCUAACAACAUCUGUUUUAGAUCUAAUAACCUCAUUGUCCUUGCCCUCCUUUGUCUCCAGGCCUUUAGUAGUGAGUAGACUGCUCCUCCUCAGGCCUUGUCUUGUGGAGUUGUAUCAGGGGCUCCUGUUAUAACACUGUGACUGGUUAUUCUCAGCAGGUAACUCUAACUCAGCUCUAAUGGCAGGGGGGUCACUGGAUCUGCUCCAGCCCAACAAUCUGGCGCUAAGUUGGUGUAAGUAUCUCAUCCUCUUCCCUGGUUCAAAACUCCCCAAUAAUCCCCAGCGCUGUCUGCCCUGCCUGGCCUAUGCCCUGCUGCAGCGAUCCUUCGCCCACCCCUCAAAACCACACACAGAAUCACACACAUACAAAUGACAGUGAUUUUCACCAUUCAGACAGGUUGUGCCCUCGAGCACGGGGCCUCAGACCAGUUUCAGCCAAACACUGCAUGGUGUCGAACUCUGAAAUCCCUGCUUGUUAAAAAAACGGACUGGGUUAAAUGGCCCACAUAGACGAGGCUGUAUGAUUGCUUGAUUAGUUUGGCCUUUAGAGCAGCAUGUCAUUAAAAUCUAUUCCAAUUUUAUUGAACACAUACACAGAAUACAACAGUGAAAGGCUUACUAGUACAUGCAAUCGUAAAGAGAGGUUUGCAUUGACAUUGCCACCAACAGAGUGAAAGGCAUCUCACCUUCUCUCUCCCACAUGCUAUCACACUAGGCCGCAAUAAAUCGGCCACUAGUUUGAGAACCUGCAUUUGUUGGUUAGUUUCUCAACGUUGUGUGUGUUUCCCUUCUUCAGCCAGCGGUAACAUCCCGGCCAUGCAGAGAGACAAAGACAACACCAAUGUCAAUGCUGACGUUCAGAAACUGCAGCAGCAACUGCAGGACAUCAAGGAGCAGGUAAGCAUGGUGGUAUGUACUAAAGACAACAUGGUGGUAUGUACUAAAGACAACAUGGUGGUAUGUACUAAAGACAACGUGGUGGUAUGUACUAAAGACAACAUGGUGGUAUGUACUAAAGACAACAUGGUGGUAUGUACUAAAGACAACAUGGUGGUAUGUACUAAAGACAACGUGGUGGUAUGUACUAAAGACAACGUGGUGGUAUGUACUAAAGACGACGUGGUGGUAUGUACUAAAGACGACGUGGUGGUAUGUACUAAAGACGGCGUGGUGGUAUGUACUAAAGACGGCGUGGUGGUCUGUACUAAAGACGGCGUGGUGGUAUGUACUGAAGACGACGUGCUGGUAUGUACUAAAGACGACGUGGUGGUAUGUAACGUGGUGGUAUGUACUAAAGACGACGUGGUGGUAUGUACUAAAGAUGACGUGGUGGUAUGUACUAAAGACGACGUGGUGGUAUGUACUAAAGACAGCGUGGUGGUAUGUACUGAAGACGACGUGCUGGUAUGUACUAAAGACGACGUGGUGGUAUGUAACGUGGUGGUAUGUACUAAAGACGACGUGGUGGUAUGUACUAAAGACGACGUGGUGGUAUGUACUAAAGACGACGUGGUGGUAUGUACUAAAGACGACGUGGUGGUCUGUACUAAAGACGACGUGGUGGUAUGUACUAAAGACGACGUGGUGGUAUGUAACGUGGUGGUAUGUACUAAAGACGACGUGGUGGUAUGUACUAAAGACGACGUGGUGGUAUGUACUAAAGACGACGUGGUGGUAUGUAACGUGGUGGUAUGUACUAAAGACGACGUGGUGGUAUGUAACGUGCUGGUAUGUACUAAAGACGACGUGGUGGUAUGUACUAAAGACGACGUGGUGGUAUGUACUAAAGACGACGUGGUGGUAUGUAACGUGGUGGUAUGUACUAAAGACGACGUGGUGGUAUGUACUAAAGACAGCAUGGUGGUAUGUACUAAAGACAGCAUGGUGGUAUGUACUAAAGACAGCAUCAAACACCAUGCAUCAUUUGAGUUAUAUACUUAGUUCAGAUUUGGUUGAAUUGUAAUAAAUGUUAACCGUAUGUGUGUGCUAGGCACAUCCAAUAAACAUUGAAGAUCCAAUGCAGCCGUUUUUAUCUAAAUAUCAAAUCAUUUCUGGGUAACAAUUAUGUACCUUACUGUGAUUUGUUUUAAACUAAAAUGGUCAAAAAUAAACAAAUAUAGCUUGUUAGCAAAGAGCAUAUUCUCAAGCAAUAAUUGUAUUAGGACUGUCUGGGAGUGGUCUGAGUGGGGAGGGGAAAAACAGAAAACUAGCUGUUAUUGGCAGAGAGGUUUUUAACUCUUUCUUAUUGGUCUAUUAACUCAUUUACCGCCUGGUGAUUACACCAUCCCACCAAAACAGGCUGAAAUGUAAUGCAGUAUUUUCAAACUGCUCUUGCACUAAAAGGGCAUUAUCAUAAUUUUCACAGUAUUAUUCCAACCACUAGUGUAAAAAUAUGUAUACAAAAUAUGUUUAGGAACAUAGUGUGUGGAUAUGAGUCACCUUUUCCUUGCCCUGAGACAUGCCUGUAGACUAUUUUGGAAUCUAUAGCCAUGUCUCAAUCAAUAAUUUUUCCAAUACAAUGUGUUUAUCAGAAUUGGGAUGAAUCCACUAAGAGAUGAGAACUAAGUGUUAUUUUGUGUAUCUCUCCAGACCAUGUGUCCGGUGUGCCUGGACCGGCUAAAGAACAUGAUCUUCAUAUGUGGCCACGGCACCUGCCAGCUGUGUGGCGACCGCAUGAGCGAGUGCCCCAUCUGCCGCAAGGCCAUCGAGAAGCGCAUCCUUCUGUAC